This is a messenger RNA of Stylonychia lemnae, 648 nucleotides long. The record is from the annotation of a GenBank genome assembly. NCBI's taxonomy places the organism in Eukaryota, Ciliophora, Spirotrichea, Sporadotrichida, Oxytrichidae.
AUGGAGAAAAUAUAAUACAAAGAACAAUCAAUUGAAAAUCUUUACAAAAUUAAGGGGUAAAUUGGCUCUGGAACUUUCUAUAAGGUUUUUGAAGCUGAAGAAAUCUAAGAGCCUCACAGAAAGGUUGCUCUUAGAGUACUUGACUUGGCAGUAUUCUUUUUAAGUAAUCAAGGGUAAUACUUUUUGACUUUAUUGAGGGAAAUCAAGACAUUCGAGCUAAAGCAUCCAAAUAUUGUGGAGAAUAUCGAUUGUUUUAUUGAUCAAAAUCAACUAGUAAGCGUAUUUGAGCUUGCCACUUAUGGUCUAGAUAAGCUCAUAGAAAGUUAUAAAUAGGAUGGGGUAUAUAUGACCAAUGUUCAAAUUUGCCAAAUAAUGAUUCAUAUCUUAAUGGGCCUUGAGUAUACUCAUAGCAAGGGAACCAUUCACAGAGACAUCAGUGCGGAUAACAUUCUAUUCUGUGCAGAAUAAGGCUUGUACAAACUAGCUGAUUUUGGAGUAGCAACUUUUGGAACAACAGUUAAUUAUGGAGGUAAACAUGAUUACAUGGCUCCAGAAGUCAAGGAGCAAAAGCAUUACAAUUACAAAGCAGAUAUUUGGUCUUCCUCACUAUCGACCAACAGCUUCAGAAGCACUCAAAGAGAUAUUUGA